Molecule: messenger RNA, 2269 nt
Organism: Tribolium madens (black flour beetle)
Lineage: Eukaryota; Metazoa; Arthropoda; Insecta; Coleoptera; Tenebrionidae
Gene: Otd1
Product: homeobox protein OTX2-like
Exons: 5
Coding region: 353-1471 (372 amino acids)
Biological process (GO): regulation of transcription by RNA polymerase II
Cellular component (GO): nucleus
Molecular function (GO): DNA-binding transcription factor activity, RNA polymerase II-specific; RNA polymerase II cis-regulatory region sequence-specific DNA binding
Source: RefSeq, a predicted model, not a curated record
ACGCAUUUCGUCGUGUCUCUCUUAAAAAAUCACGUAAAUCAAUAGGAUAAUCGAUUAAAAUAUUGAAUCGCUGUAAAUCGUGUGCAUUAUUGUCUAGUCCGUAUAACAUGUUGAUGAAACGCUUCUUGUUGUGAAAUUAAUUAAAUAUUUACGUGCUUCAUUAAUUUUAAUUAGAAUAGUGAAGACUGCUGUGUAAUUGGAGCGAAGAGGGUUGGAUUUUGAAGAGCUAGUGACUAUUUUUCUUGACUUUGGAUUGUGAAAAGUGAGUUUUAUGCAACAAAUUGUCGUGUUAUGGUGUACUAGGACUGUCAACAGCAUUAGGAAUGCUUGAGGACUCAAAAAAGAUGAAAAAAUGUGGCCUCCAGAGGCAGUACAUAGUUUGGAAAGGUUUUGUACAUAUGGAAAUGUGAAUUAUAGACAACGACGAUCUCAGCCAUUAAAAAUAUCCUGCCUCAAAACGACCCCUCCACCAGAAGAAGAUAACAGAGGAGGGUGUGCGGCAAGUGUCGGCGAAGGAAGUUUUUAUCUCCCAAUGAACAUGCAAGGAUUUGUUAAGCAACAAACGGCACCGCACGGACCGCCGUAUGCGCCGCAUCCUUCGCUUAGUUCCGGGCUGGGUGGCGGGCUUUCCGGGAUGCCCAUGCCCGCGCUAGGCUUCGGUCUGGGACACCCUCUGGAGUCUGUUCCCUUCCCGCAAGUUUAUUCAUAUUUUGCAGGCGUCAACCCCAGAAAACAACGACGAGAAAGAACGACAUUCACCAGAGCACAACUUGACCUUCUAGAAGGACUCUUUGCGAAAACACGCUACCCGGACAUCUUCAUGCGAGAAGAAGUCGCCGUCAAGAUCAAUCUCCCCGAGUCCAGAGUGCAGGUCUGGUUCAAGAAUCGACGCGCUAAGUGCCGGCAGCAGCUUCAGCAGCAACAGAACAAGAACGCCUCGAGAACGACGACGUCUCCGACGAAAGUUAAGGCCAGUAAGGCUUCACCAGCGACCACUCCCAGGACUGUGCCCACGCCGACGGGGAUACCGACGCCGUCCACUUCGGCGUCGCCUCCGACGGUGAAUAUCAAGAAGGAGUCUCCCCAGAUGCAGAGCUACAGACCCACAGGAAACAUCACACCCCAUGGGAGCAACACCUCGAGUCUUAUCACGACGCCGUCGCCGUCAGCGUCGCCUUUAGCCUACCAGCACGAGUACAACUCGUUUAACUGGACGACCAAUGGACAUGGUCACAACACCUCUUCCCAUAACUAUUAUGCCCAAAAUUAUGCGCCCACGUAUUAUGGGCAAAUGCAACCCGAUUAUCUCAAUUCGCAGACCACCCAGAACCAUAUGCAAGCCAUGAACAAUAUGGCUGGGACGUACCAAAUGACUGGAUAUAGUGCCAUGGGAAUGGCAGCUCCACACCACCAAAAUUUUGGACCAAGGCAUCCUCCCGACUGCAGUAUGGAGUUCGCGAAUAUGGCUUAAUUACCUCAAGUACAAAUCUAAGACUUUUAAGUGUACAUAUCAUCGAAAGACGCAAUAAUUAUGUGAGUGUGCAUGUGUAAUUAAAAUUGUAUAUUUCGAAUGCGAAAAAGGCACUACAUUAAAAAUUUCCAAGGAUAAUUUGUAAAUAACAGUUUAUUUCGUCCAUGGGUUAAGCGGACUAUAACCCAAUUGGUUGUAUUAUAAUUUUUGUAGGUCGUAGCUAUAUAAUUUUGUUUGAUAUCAGGAUCACUGAUAACUUGCAGUUUAUGUUGUACUUAGAUUAAAAGUAGCUUUAUAAAACGUAAAAAUACUCAAUUGCCUAAAUUUUGGGUGAAAUGGCGUUAGUCAUUUAAAUAAGAUUCUCGUUCACAUUAAAUGAUAAUGGUAAUAUGAAAAACUAAUGCGAUUUUACUCACGUCCGAAUAUGUUUUGGCAAUCGUAUAAAUAUUUUAUUUGUAAGACAUUGUUUGCUUUGACCGCCACAUAUUUAUUUGACAAAGUAUACAUCAUACGUAUACCUAUACGUUUUUAUUUUUGGAUUAAAUUUUCUAAUUUCCAACCCUCUUGCUGUAAAUUUAAAAGCAACUUACAGAUAAAAUGUUUAACUGAUCAUGUUAAAACCAAAACAUUAUUGGUGAAUUCUUUGGGUUAAUUCAGUCAGAUUGUUUUAAAUUUUAUAACGCUUUAUACUAUUUUUUGUAAUAUUAUGUACAACUCUAUAAGUCUUUGUCGUAAAAACAAACUAAAUUUUGUGUAUGCAGUUUAAAUCUUACUUUGAAACUACUUGAAAUAAAUAAG